Alternaria arbusti is the source of this 1530-nucleotide messenger RNA. RefSeq lists its product as uncharacterized. The record is from RefSeq and is a predicted model, not a curated record. The transcript has 2 exons. Gene Ontology annotation, molecular function: heme binding; oxidoreductase activity, acting on paired donors, with incorporation or reduction of molecular oxygen; monooxygenase activity. Bases 1 to 1530 code for a protein of 509 amino acids. Gene Ontology annotation, biological process: sterol metabolic process. NCBI's taxonomy places the organism in Eukaryota, Fungi, Ascomycota, Dothideomycetes, Pleosporales, Pleosporaceae.
AUGGCGGUACUUGAUGUCCUCCAGCGGUUUUCAGAUAUCAACCCCCUCUUCUUCGCGAUAGUCGGGCUAGCCUUGACAGCAUACGCUAUUGGCGCACUGUCCUACUCGCAUCGCGUCCCUAAGAAUGCGCCACCUCAAGUCAAAGACGAUCUUCCAGUCGUCGGAGCUCUUGGUUUCUGGACCCGAAGAUGGGAAUGGUGGAGCGAGCGACGCGACCAGUCCAAGACGGGAACCUUCUCUUUCCAUGCUGGGCCGAACAUGAUUGUUGCGCUUUCAGGAGAUAAAGGGCGCCAGCUGUUCUUCGAGUCGAAAGAUCUGGGCUUCACCGAAGGAUAUGCUGUGUUGUUCGGUAACUCGCCCAAAGUUUCCAGGACCAUCACCGCCGAGGAUAACAAUCUCAGCUUCAGCGCCAUGUUCCAUCGCCGUCUUAAUUUCUUCUUGAAGAACGACCAAUUCCGUCGCAAGCUGCCUAUCUUGAUAUCCGACACAAAGCAAGCUCUCGAAGCCAUCAAGAAUGAGCCCAGUGGCCGCACCAAUCCCUUUGAGAGCCUGUACCGGAUCGUCUUCCGUCUCACCAUCCGCAUGGUAGGCGCUACUGAGAUUGCCGAAGACCCUCAGAUGCUGGAGGAGGUUCUAAAGAUGUUUGAGACGAUUGAAAGCAGCUCUACCGCUACGUCAGUCUUGUUUCCGAAGCUCCCUUUACCGGCUCUCUUGAAACGGAACUGGGCAGGAGCGCAACUGUAUAUGAUGAUCGACAAAAUCAUCAAGAAGCGUGCGUCAAGCGACGAGAAGCACGAUGAUGCGCUGCAGUACUUGCUGGAUCAGGGUGAUCGCGCCGAGAGAGUCGCUCAGUUCGUCGUUGGAGCGUUGUUCGCCGGUCUACUCAACAGUGGUAUAAAUGUAGCCUGGGUAAUGUCCUAUCUCGCCACCUCACCCGAGUGGCUCGCCAGAGCGAACGACGAAGUCCGCAGUAAUGCGGCGAGGUACGCUAAGAACCCGACCGCACCCUUGCUCCAGCAGCUCGACGACGUACCUAUAGAGGCAUGGGAGGGCGAGUUCCCAGUCAUCGACAUGUGCCUGCGAGACUCCCUACGUCUGAACCUGCUCGGCACGGCCUUCAGGCGGAACAUCAGCGGCAAGAACAUACCCACGGGCAACGGCGACGAAGUCAUACCACCCGGCGCAUUCGUUACAUACGCCCCGGGCGACAUACACUACGAUCCAGAGAUCUAUCCCGACCCACAAAAGUGGGAUCCGGCUCGAUACAUGCCAGAUCGUGCGGAGGACAAGAAGAAGGCAGCACAUGGCUUCCUUGGCUGGGGGUCAGGACGGCAUCCGUGUUUGGGCAUGCGCUUUGCGAAACUCGAGCAGAACAUCAUCACGGCGUACUUUAUUGCUACUUUUGACUUCAAACUUGAAGAUGAGAGUGGCAAUGUGCUCAGUGUCGCCCCUUUGGUUGACCGCAAUGGGCAUUCGGCGCAUAAGCCCAAGGAGCUGCAGUUCCUUAGGGUUACAACUAAGGAGACGUAG